AUGCGCUCCCCCAUUCCCAGCAUCAUUCUUGCCAUUUUUGCCCUGGUGGCACUGGCGUCUGCUCACCCAACCGGCGACGCAGCCAAUACCAAAAGCCUCUCCGACGACAACAAGAUCGAUGGCUCUGUGAAUGCUACCCUCGCAGCACGUUCGGGGGUUAAGCGUCACGAUAUCGAGUGCCAGCCCACCGGUUGGGACAACGGCAAGAAGAAAGACCUCGAACGCGCGAUCAAGUACAUCCGGAAGGAGAGACCCAAAGGCAAGCCCGACGUCCCCAAACUCGCGGGCGAGAGUGGCCAGACUGCGGCGUGCGUGGGCCAUACCAAGGUCAAGUGGUUAAACGAUAAUAAGGACAAGUUCACUUUGCCUUCGUGGGAUAAUGUCGCCGAUGGUGCUCAGGUUAUCCUUAACUCGUGCGAUGACAAAGGGGUCUCAGGAGAACUGAAUCAUGGCGACCACUGGAGGGUUCAGGUCUAUUAUGAGGAUUGCUACAUGCAGCCUGGCUCUGACUACUAG
This is a messenger RNA of Aspergillus puulaauensis, 516 nucleotides long. RefSeq lists its product as uncharacterized. The transcript has 3 exons. NCBI's taxonomy places the organism in Eukaryota, Fungi, Ascomycota, Eurotiomycetes, Eurotiales, Aspergillaceae. Bases 1 to 516 code for a protein of 171 amino acids. The record is from RefSeq and is a predicted model, not a curated record.